GGCAUGGCCGCGUCCCGCGGGGCUGCGGGACCGCCGGCGCGGGGAGAUACCGAGUGUAUUUUGGAGCCUCUGUCUCUGCCAGAAAGUCCAGGUGGUGUUGAUGCAGUAGAAAGUUCUCCCUAUGUGCCUUGUAUUUUCUGCAAAGAAUGCUAUGUCUUAGCAGAACAAAACCAGCUCCUGAAGCAUAUGAUUAUUGAACACAAGCUCGUCAUAGCAGAUGUGAAACUGGUGGCAGAUUUUAGAAGCUACAUUCUGUACUGGAAGAGGAGGUUUGCAGAACAGCCUAUCACAGACUUUUGUAGUGUGAUAAGAACAAAUUCAAAAGCUCCAUUAGAGGAACAGGACAAUUAUUUUCUUUUAUGUGAUGUUUUACCAGAAGACAGAUUACUUCGAGAACAGCUUCAGCAAAAGAGACUGAGAGAAAUUCUAGAACAGCAACAACAAGAGAGAUAUGACACAAGUUUUCAUAGUAUGUGUAUGUUCUGUGAUCAAGAAUUCACAGGAAACAGAUCUGUUCUUCUCAAUCAUAUGGCAAGAGAGCAUGCCUUUAACAUUGGGCUGCCAGAUAACAUUGUGAACUGCUAUGAGUUUUUGGCUGUAUUACAGAAAAAGCUUGACAACUUGCAGUGCUUAUACUGUGAAAAAGUCUUCAGAGACAAAAACACACUUAAAGAUCACAUGAGAAAGAAGCAGCAUCGCAGAAUCAAUGCCAAAAAUAAAGAAUAUGACAAAUUUUAUAUCAUUAAUUACUUGGAAUUUGGAAAGUCCUGGGAGGAAGUGCAGUCAGAGGAUGACCGGGAAUUACUAGAUAACCUAGAAGAAGAUUGGUCUGACUGGGAAGAGCAUCCUGUAUGUGCAGUUUGCCUGUUUUGUGAACAACAAGCAGACACCACAGAGAAACUCUAUCUUCACAUGCAGAAAUCACAUGGAUUUCACUUUCCUAAAAUAAAGUCAGAGCAUGGUCUGAACUUCUAUCAGCAAGUAAAGCUAGUGAAUUUCAUCAGAAGAGAAAUCCAUCAUUGUCGUUGUUACAACUGCCAGGAGAAAUUUGAAUCCAAAGGAGGAUUGAUAAGUCAUAUGGAAGAGACCAAACACAUUGCAUUCCUGCCAGCCAGGACUACAUGGGAUCAACCACAGUAUUAUUUUCCUACCUAUGAAAAUGAUACACUCCUGUGUACACUGUCAGACAGUGAAGAUGCAAAAGCUGAGGAUCAAAGUGAAGAAGUGCCUGUUGUAAGUGAAGAUAUAUCCAGCCUAAAAGCUCUCAAGCAGAGCAGUGUUUUAAACCAGCUUCUGUGGAAAGAGAACAAGAAUCAGGAGAAAUUUUGAUUUGGAAGUACAGUGGCUGUCCUUUAGUGCUUUUUCUGCAAGAAAAAAAAAAAAAAAAACAGCUUUCAAGACUAUUGGAAUACAGUUAAACUCAAAACUCACUAAUGUUAUCAUCAUGGGACAUUAUGAUAACAUUAUAUAACAUAAACGAUAACAUUAUGAUAACAUAAAUAUUAAAA
Camarhynchus parvulus is the source of this 1508-nucleotide messenger RNA. RefSeq names its product zinc finger protein 277 (gene ZNF277). The transcript has 12 exons. NCBI's taxonomy places the organism in Eukaryota, Metazoa, Chordata, Aves, Passeriformes, Thraupidae. The coding region runs from base 4 to 1329 and encodes 441 amino acids. The record is from RefSeq and is a predicted model, not a curated record.